AUGACUAAAGAUAACGGAGAAGAUCCAAAGCCUGGAACUAGGAUGGAACGCAUUCAGCAAGGAGUCCGGAAACGUACACUUUUGGCAAAAAAAAAAGUGCAGAGCAUAACAAAGGACGAUGUUAAGAGUUAUUUAAUGAGGAAUGCCUUUGUGCUCUUCACCGUCAUUGCUGUGAUUCUUGGUAUAAUCCUUGGAUUUUCUCUUCGAUCAUAUAAGAUGAACUAUCGGGAAGUCAAGUACUUUUCGUUUCCAGGAGAACUACUCAUGAGAAUGCUGCAAAUGCUGGUCCUGCCACUGAUUGUAUCCAGUUUAGUCACAGGAAUUGCUGCCCUGGAUAGUAAAGCAUCAGGGAAGAUGGGAAUCCGAGCAGUAGUCUACUACAUGAGUACUACGAUCAUUGCUGUAGUGAUUGGUAUAAUCAUUGUGGUCAUCAUCCACCCUGGGAAAGGUACUAAAGAAAACAUGCACAGAGAAGGCAAAAUUGUGCAAGUGACAGCAGCAGACGCUUUUCUUGAUUUAAUCAGAAAUAUGUUCCCUCCAAAUCUGGUGGAAGCUUGCUUUAAACAGUUCAAAACUAACUAUGAAAAGAGAAAGUUUAAAGUAGCUAUUCCACCGAAUGACACAUCCACAGUGACUUCCAUAGUAAGCAAUGUGUCAGAAGCAAUGGAAGCCCUCACCCGAAUGAAAGAGGAAAUAGUUCCUAUUCCAGGUUCUGUAAAUGGAGUGAAUGCCCUUGGAUUGGUGGUUUUCUCAAUAAGCUUUGGCCUGGUGAUUGGAAGCAUGAGGGAGCAAGGUCAGGCAUUGAAAGACUUCUUUGAUAGCCUUAAUGAGGCUAUCAUGAGAUUGGUAGCUCUAAUCAUGUGGUAUGCUCCUAUUGGAAUUCUCUUCUUGAUUGCUGGAAAAAUUGUUGAGAUGGAAGAUAUGGGUGUGAUCGGUGGUCAGCUUGCCAUGUAUACUGUAACAGUUAUCAUUGGUUUGCUAAUUCAUGCUGUCAUUGUCCUACCUCUUCUCUACUUUGCAAUCACUCGUAAGAACCCAUGGGUAUUUAUUGGAGGCUUAAUCCAGGCAUUAGUCACAGCUUUGGGAACUUCUUCCAGUUCUGCAACACUACCUGUUACAUUUAAGUGUCUAGAAGAAAUAAAUGGAGUGGACAAACGAGUUACAAGAUUUGUACUCCCAGUUGGUGCUACAAUUAAUAUGGAUGGAACUGCUUUAUAUGAGGCUUUGGCUGCAAUUUUCAUUGCACAGGUUAACAACUUUGAUCUGAACUUUGGGCAGAUUAUCACAAUCAGCAUCACAGCUACAGCUGCCAGUAUUGGAGCUGCAGGCAUUCCUCAAGCUGGACUGGUCACCAUGGUCAUUGUGCUGACAUCAGUAGGUUUGCCUACUGAUGAUAUCACUCUUAUCAUUGCAGUGGACUGGUUCUUGGAUCGUCUCCGAACCACUACCAAUGUCCUGGGAGAUUCCAUUGGAGCAGGAAUUGUUGAACAUUUAUCACGGCAUGAGUUGAAGAACAAGGAUGUUGAAAUGGGUAAUUCUGUGAUAGAGGAGAAUGAAAUGAAGAAACCAUACCAACUGAUCUCACAAGAAAAUGAGAAUGAGAAACCACUAGAUAGUGAAACCAAGAUGUAGGCUAGAGAAAGCGUGAGUUCAACACUACAAGUGUGGAAAAACACACUUUUUCCAGCCACUUUUAUCUUGAAUUUACCACGUUCAUUUAUUCCUUGAUUUCUCCCUUUGUGCUCGCACUGGAAAGAAUUAAUGAAAAUCUACUCCAAACUAGCAGUGAUCGUGGUAUAUGUUGGCUUCCCACUUAAAAAAAAUUUACCAGGCAACAACACCAGUCCUGCUAGACAUAUGCUAACUGGGGAUAAAAAAAGAGAUUGUGUAUAUGUUACUCAGUCCUGUGAAUCUUUUUUUUCUUUUUUUUUCUUUUUUUUUUUUAUGAACUGGAAAGUAAACAGAUAACAGAGCCUGAAAAUGGUUUUAUUUUUUUAAAUACCUGUUGCAAAAUUCUUAACAUCUAUAAAAACACAAUCAGUACUUCUAACUUGGUAACUGCAUCC
Messenger RNA from Acanthisitta chloris (rifleman), 2066 nucleotides. It is a transcript of the gene SLC1A3, whose product is annotated as solute carrier family 1 (glial high affinity glutamate transporter), member 3. Gene Ontology annotation, biological process: D-aspartate import across plasma membrane; L-glutamate import across plasma membrane; L-aspartate import across plasma membrane. The record is from RefSeq and is a predicted model, not a curated record. Gene Ontology annotation, molecular function: L-glutamate transmembrane transporter activity; glutamate:sodium symporter activity; neutral L-amino acid transmembrane transporter activity. Bases 1 to 1632 code for a protein of 543 amino acids. The transcript is spliced from 9 exons. Gene Ontology annotation, cellular component: plasma membrane. Lineage: Eukaryota; Metazoa; Chordata; Aves; Passeriformes; Acanthisittidae.